This is a messenger RNA of Emericellopsis cladophorae, 1848 nucleotides long. Its product is annotated as RNA-binding post-transcriptional regulator-like protein. Gene Ontology annotation, cellular component: nucleus; cytoplasm. Bases 1 to 1848 code for a protein of 615 amino acids. Gene Ontology annotation, molecular function: mRNA binding. Lineage: Eukaryota; Fungi; Ascomycota; Sordariomycetes; Hypocreales; Bionectriaceae. The transcript is spliced from 3 exons. The record is from RefSeq and is a predicted model, not a curated record.
AUGGCACAACCACCCCAGGAUAUCGGCUACCUCGACUACGGUACGCCCGCAAACCGUUCCCCCGGCACGCGCCAUAACUUUGGCCCCUUUGGUGGCCAUUCGCUCUCUCGUCAGGCGCAGCGACCUUUUGAUGCGCCCCUGGGAUCAUCUGCCUUGUACGGCGCGCCCGACAGGAAUGGCUCCUUCCACCGCGGUGGCAUGGAAACGAUGUCCGGCAACAUCCCAAGCUAUCUCCUUGAUAGCCACAGCCCGCAACCAGGAUGGAACUACAACGGUGCCGGCGUCGCGACAGUCAACGGUGCUGUGAAUGGACCCAGCAGGCAGCGCAGCGUCAAUCGGCGGGCCGCCCUGCCCCAGACCUGGACAGAUCCAAACAUGGGACCAUCUGGCAACAUGCAAGGCUUUCCCACUGGCCUUCCUAACAGCCCCAUGAUGAAUAACGGCCUCAGAAUCGACCAUCUCGGCUCGCACGCUUCGCAAAGUGACCUCCGAUCCUCCCCAUCUGACCCCGAGUCACUCAUUCCGACGGCCAUCGUCAUCAAGAACAUUCCCUUCGCCGUGCGAAAGGAGACCCUGGCGUCGAUUAUGCUCGAAAUGCAACUGCCGCAGCCAUAUGCCUUCAACUACCACUUCGAUAAUGGUGUUUUCCGCGGUCUUGCAUUCGCAAACUUUCAGUCGGCCGAGGACACGCGGGCGGUGAUUGAGGCCCUGAAUGGCAUGGAUGUGCAUGGCCGGAAACUACGCGUGGAAUACAAGAAGAUGCUGCCCGAAGCAGAGCGUGAGCGCAUCGAGCGCGAGAAGAGGGAAAGACGUGGUCAACUCGAGGAGCAACACCGCGCCCCCAUGCUGCACCAACAGAGCUCGAUCCAGUCGCUAGGCGCACUGUCACAGAGCCAAGGGCGAGCAGGGUCGCACAUUGGCAGGCCUUCCUCUCGUCGUGACAUAAGCGGACCCAACCAGGUGGGAGAUGUGGACCUCAACGACCCCCAAACCCUCGACUUCUACACCGAGCUGGCCAUGUUCAAGCGGGAUGAGACACGCGAGGUGCUCGUCUUCCCCACUGGCAUGGCCCCCGAACACCGCCGCUCGAUCCACAUCCUCGCACACCACAUGGGUCUCGAGCAUCAGUCCAUGGGCGAAGCAGACUCGCGUCAGCUUACGGUGCUGAAGCGUCAGCCUUCGCCCACCAUCAAUGCUCCCAUGGCAGCCAACCCUCUCGACAUCCACAAACGUGGUCUCAGCCGCGCGGCCACUUUCGACUUCGCCGCCGACCGCGAGCACCGCGGGGCCAGCAACAAUUACUCGCACAUGAUGGGCCGCCAGAACCCGACGUUGGAGAUCCCUGACAGCCCAGACGCCACGGCCAUUCCCAACAACCUGCGUGCAGCCAAGAGUUUCGCUGAUCUCAGAUCGUUCACGCCAAGCCCUUCGCAGGCUUCCUCCAGCUACCUAGCUCCUGGAGCCAGUCUCGGAGGCGGCUCAGCCCGCUUCGGUGACUACAUGAGCGCUGGUGGUCACCCUGGCCAUGCAGGAACUCCCACCGGUCGAGAAAAUGGCAAUUCGUUGAUAGGCGGUCUCAACAGCCUCAACCUUGGAGGCUUUGACGGAAACAGUCUUCAAGCCCAAGCACGGAACACCGCCGGUGCCAUUGGCAGCCAGCGCCCUGGCGCAAGCGGAAGCAACAACACGAAGAACGCUCCCGACAGGCAGCCACGCAACCCCGAGUGGGAGAACUCGACAGGGUUUGGCGCUCGUCGAGCCAACGGGCACAUGGCUCGCGGUAGCGAUUCGUCCGACAGCGGUGCCCGCAUCGGUGCUACUUCAACCGGCUCGUCGAGGUACCACUAA